Messenger RNA from Monascus purpureus, 3338 nucleotides. The record is from the annotation of a GenBank genome assembly. NCBI's taxonomy places the organism in Eukaryota, Fungi, Ascomycota, Eurotiomycetes, Eurotiales, Aspergillaceae.
GCAAAUAUUUUUUUUAUUAAUAUUAACGUGUUUCUUAUUUUAAUCCCUUUAAUUACCUCCCCGCAUCGAUGCUUCAGACACGUCCCAUAGGAUCAUCUGCAAUUUUAAAAAAUCUGGGCGCGGCCUUUUCUAAAUUCACACUGCGCACACUGCCACGAGAGCAGGAAGUCGGAUGUAAAGGCUCAAGGCAGACCAAGGCGCAUCUUCCCCCUUCCGUUCUCCCGUGAGACCCUCGCACUGCAACCAGAUCGAAUGGAUCUCUGCUGGUGUAUGCUGGGACUCGAGCAACUCGAUCGAUGCAAUUCUUGACCGCUGGAGCAUCCUUUGCGCGCACGCACCUCACCUUCCGACCACAGCCAUGGCUCUAGAGAGCGCCGAAGCUGCUGCGCAGGGCCAACACCCGAUCAAACUCUCCCGGUACCGAUCCGUGCGACAGGCUGCCUCGCGACAGCGACAGCAAGAUGCGAACGCUGUCGUCCCCCCGGUUCCAAGUGUCAGCAAUAAAGCCGCCAUGCCACCUACGCCGUCGAGCGCAGUCUCCAGGAGCAGGUCCCGCUACCGUCGCGUGAAGCCGGUUGCGACUCCCUCCGCUCCACCACCACUCCCAUCCCUUGCGGGCAAUGCGGAUGGACGUCACCAUCCCGGUGGCCUUGACCACCAGACUGGCGGGUCCGGUUCUUCUGCGUCGCGCGAGAAGCGUUCUGGUUCCGGUACUCACGCUGAAGGACGAACAUCAGAAGCGGACGAGCUCAUUGCGAAGCAUCGACAGGACGCCAUGGAUCGCUUGACGGGCGCACGGAGUAGCAGCACGAGAUCGCGGUCCAGUUCCCGACGACCAGCAACGAGAGCACGGGACGAGCGCAGGGCUCCGGAGGACCGGCAAGCCCACGCGCAUGCGCAUGCACAGAGAAAGGAGGAGGCAUAUCCCAGGAAGGAAGCGGAGGAGCACGCCAACGGACACUCGUUCCCUGCGACCACCGAGGCGAAACAACAACUGUCGUUCAAAGAGCGCGUGGAGCUUGCAGGCACGAAGGGAACCGACCACAAGGCUAUCACCAAACAUGGAGGGCCGGGUGCCAACCUCAUCGAAGUAGGUGGAGGGGGAAUAGGUCCUGGCGUGGAUGCUCCCGUCUCCGCGAUCAAUGCUGGCGACAGAAGGGUUUGCGUGCAGUAUAGUGACUCCUCUAUCCUUCUACCGGUUACACCUUCAACGCACGCCAAGCGCCUGUUAUCCUCCGCGGCAAAUUUCCUGGGCAGUGGGAUCAACCCGGAAAACUUUAUCAUUAUGGAAUCCUUCAGUCAAUUCGCCCUCGAGCGGCCGCUACGCCGGUACGAGCAUAUACGAGACGUCAUGAAUUCAUGGACAUCCGAUCAGGACAAUUCCUUGAUUAUUGUUCCGGCGUCGAGUGAGGAUGCCAUCGACCAACUGGAUCUCAAAAGCGUUCCGACCCAUCCGCCGCCGGAGACAACGUUCUACCUUCACUAUUCCCAGCGCUCGGGGAAAUGGGACAAGCGAUAUGUGACUUUACGCGCCGACGGACAGAUCACGCUAUCCAAGAAAGAGAGUUCGAAGGAACAAACGAAUGCCUGCCACCUGUCCGACUUUGACAUCUACUCGGUUGCCGCAUACAGUCUUCCCAGGAAGGACAAGCCGCCGAAGCGAUUCUCAUAUGCUAUCAAAAGCCAGCAGAAGGCAAGCAUGUUCCUAUCAACGGAGGACUUUAUACACUACUUUACCACCAACGACGAUGGGGUUGCGAAGGGGUUCUAUAAAGCUGUGCACAUGUGGCGAAGCUGGUAUCUUGUUAAUAAAUUGGGUGCGGGUCAGAAGAAGGGUACAGAAGAGUCACCGGUGACGGGUUCUACCGGACCUCAGAGUCCUCGGCGGCACAGACCCAUGUCGUCUGAACUGUACCAGAUUGGAUCUUUCAAGCCGCUGAUAGAUCUCGAUGCCUUCGAGAACCGCCUCCGGGAGGGAGCGGAGGACCCAGGUUCCAGCAAUGUAGGGGGUUCCACCCAGCACAUGGGCUCUCGGGGGCGUUCACCAUCAGUGUCGUCUCCUACUAGCGAUGGCGGGAUAGAUUCCAAUUUACACACCGGCAUUAGCAACCUCAUAACAAUGGAUAAAGCCGGCGACGAGGCACCUUUCUCCGCAUCAGGUCUAUUAGGGCGAACCUACAGCCAGCGCCAGCAAAAGAUGCGAGAAAGGGAACAGCAAGACAAGAGGACAAACGAAGAGCCUUUCUUUUCUCAAGGUCUGAUACACUCGAAGUUCUGUGCUCCCUCGUCGUCGCAGGGUCCAGACAGGAAUCCGCGCAGCGCUUCAAACAGUCGCUCAAACACCAUGCGUUCGAUGCAGGGCCCAGAUCCCAGCGGCCUCAGACGGUCAGCUUCACAGAAGCAAAAGCCCCUAGUUGACCUUACUCCCCAGUACAAAGAACCACCGCAACAUAGCCACAAGGGUCACGGCGUCAAGGUCGAACCGGGAGUGGCUCUGAUUGACGCUGCUACCGGCCGUGACCCGCCUCCGGGGGGAGUAGUGAUCCCACCGGCGACGACUUGGCGUCGACCAAGAGCAUUAUCACCGCCAGUGCCACAGCUACAAAUCCAACCGAACACCGGCAACGACUUCAGAACCCGCCAGUUCUCCAACGCAACACGGGACGGCCAAUCGCCACAUCUUUAUCAGCGACAGCACUUUCACAGCGCGGCGGGAGGCACCCGAAGUGAUCAAGAACGCUCACCAGAGACGCCUUUCACGCCGGAUAGCCUGUUGGCCCGUUCCGGGUUGUCUUUCGCCGAACGUGGAAUACCCAAAGGCCACGGUGUAGCCACGGGUGACCGUAAUGCUAAAAAACCCAUGCUGGACAUGUCUGAAAUGAACCCAUUUGCUGAGGGUAGCUUGCUGAGAGAUUUAAAGGCCUAGCCGGGAGGCUGGACCAAGCGCUUUUUGGUUCAUAUUUAUCUUGGUUAUUUUUGUGUGUUGUUCAACGUUUUGCAUGUAUAUAUUGAUUUGGCAUCAAGAGUUUUGGCUUGAGUGGAUUGAUGCGAACAGCCCGGAGCUGGUUACUGCGUUCGCUUCUGUCUGCCAUAUGGAUACCUUUCAAUUGAAUCAUUCGAAUGCAUCUCGUGUUGCCCUUUUCCGUGAUAAUCAACAUGGCAUCAUCCACGAUGAUGAGGCAAACAAUGUACGAAUCACGCGAUGGCUUAAUUACUCCAGCAGAUGCUGCUAUGAUUGCUUGGAACAAUAUUAUGCCCCUCAUCAGUAAGCGCGGGGAAGUCCUGGCAUAACUGGCUGCUCCAAGUAUAAGAAGAGGCAUAAACGACUUCUUUUCUCC